GGCAGCCGAGAUGGCGGCGGCCCCGGCGGCUGGCGGGGUGGCGCGGGGCCGCGGGGUUACCAGCUUCCAGCGGAAAGCCGCGGCCGGCAGCCGCCUAGCCGCUGUCGCGGGCACUCGGCCUUCCGUUCGCCACGGGCAGCUGCUGCUCUCCAGCGGGCUCCCCUCCCUGGACUGUGUGCUAGGUGGAGGUGUAGCUGUUGGAACCCUUCUUCUUAUUGAGGAAGAUAAAUACGGUCUUUACUCCAAUUUGUUGUACAAGUAUUUUCUCGCAGAGGGAGUUGUCUGUGGACAUGACUUGUUUGUUGCUUCUGCUAAAGAGCAUCCUGACAACAUCUUAAAGGAACUUCCAGCCCCUUUGCUUGAUGAUACCCACAGAAAUGAAUUGGGAGAAGAAGCAACAGCUGUUAAGUCUGAAGAUUUUCAGGAUUCUAUGAAAAUAGCCUGGCGCUACCAAAAUUUACCAAAAAUGGAGGCCAGCCCAACAACAUCUACAAAGUUUGGCCAUUAUUAUGAUGUUUCUAAAACAAUGUCUCCAGAACUGUUUCAGUCCAUAAAAUGCCACAGUUUUUACCUUCCUGAAGAAUUGUCUUUACAGGCUAAAAUGAAAACAUGUAAUAUGAACAGUGCCUACACAAGGCUGCUUGAGUCUAUUCACAGGAUCAUUUACCAGGAAGGGUUUGAUGGCUCCGAUCCUCAGAAAAAACAGAAGAAUAUUUUGCGGAUAGGAAUUCAGAGUCUGGGUUCCAUGUUGUGGGGUGAUGACAUUUGUAGCAGUGAUACUCCUGAAGAUGUUCAUAGCCUUACAAAAUUUCUGUAUGUUCUCCGUGGCCUCCUCAGAAAAUCUUUGUCAGCCUGCAUCAUCACAGUGCCUGCUCACCUUAUCCAGAAUAAAGCAAUUAUGGAACGUGUAACAAACUUGUCAGAUACGGUAGUUGGUCUUGAAUCAUUUAUUGGCUCUGAGAGAGAAACCAAUCCAUUAUACAAGGAUUACCAUGGUUUGGUUCAUGUACAUCAGAUUCCUCGGCUUAAUAGCUUGAUCUGUGAUGUGUCAGACACGAAGGACCUUGCUUUUAGAUUAAAAAGGAAGCUGUUCACCAUUGAGCGACUGCAUUUGCCUCCAGACUUGUCAGACACAGUGAGCCGCGCGAGCAAACAGGAUCUGGCAGAAUCCGCCAAACUGCUGAGCUCAGGAUGUGGUGCUAUGGCCAUCGGCAAGAAGCACCUGGACUUCUAGUGAUUUCUACUUAGCAGUUUCACUCAGAUUUAUAUGACACUCUAAUUAUGAGUGUUAAUGACUUAUAUAAAUAUUUUUCUUAAUGAUUUGACCCAGCAGUCUUUAAAAAUACAUGUUAUCAUAUGGUGCCUCUUUUUUUUUUUUCUCCUGUGGUUUUUUUUCUGGUUUUUUUUUUUUUCUGGGUUGUUUUUUUUUCUGGUUUCUUUGUACUAAUUUCAGGCUUGUUUGGAUUUUGCUUUUUGUUAAAGCUUCUGUUAUGUUGGGUCCUGCCAUUGUUCUGCUUGACUGGAAACAUACAGUAUUUUGUUCCUUUCCUUAAAAUACGAAAAUUACUCUUACCCUUUCAUUUCUAGAUUUUUUUUUACAAUAAAAAUAAAGGGAUAUUUUUCCCAUUGGAAUUUUUAUAUACCUACAUUUAAUAUUUUGUAUGAAGAAUAAGUUAAGUUGGACGGUUUAUUGAAAUAAAGGAAUGAAACUAAACAAUUCAUCGUUACGUGUUAUUCCAAAAGCAAACUACGCAGUUAUUGUUUUAAAAACAUUAAUUUUUUGUAAUUGAAAUACCAUUCUUAAAUUUCAAGAAAUAUUUACAUUAGGUUAUUGAAUAUGUAAUAAUAAAUAUAAAAUGUAUAAGAUCGUUUUUAUUCUAAUGUGCCAGUAAUUAAGAAUGGUUGUUUUUUGAAUCAGAAUAUAUUAUAGAUAAUUACUUUGCCUUAUGGUUUACUACAUGUAUUAAAAUGCACUUGAAUGGAAUUUACUAACCGUAGAGAAAAGAACUGAUUUCCUUAUGUAGUUCAAAACAGUAAUCCUAGACAAUUGAAGUCAGCACUAUGAAAUUAUGUCAACAGACAUAAUUCAAGAUUGAAAUUCAAACCGACAGCUACAUUAAUGCUAGAAAACCAGAAGAGUGCAUUUGAGCUCGGGGAAGGGUAUCGCAGCGUGCUGGUCUAAAGCAGGGCAGAAUAUACAAGUCAUUCAGGCUUCCGUACCCUCAGAUAGACAAUUUGUGAACUUCUAACUGGUUUGUACGUAUCCGUGUGUAUAUCGCAUCAAACGAAAGAACGGUAAAGCAAAGCUGACCUGUAAAUUAAAGUGGUUUGCAUUCUUUCUUCUGAGGCUGACUUCCAUUUUGAAAGGUAAUAUCAUCUUCUCCGCAGAACUUCCGAGCCAGCCAGCUGUAAGAUUGCAUUACAGUUUCAAAAUUUAGUCUUUGUAAUAGUGUAUUACAUGGCUGGAGUGAAAGUGACUCUUCAAAGAACAUGUUAAUGGGAUGCAGUAAUGGUAACGUAUUUUGAUGGCUUUGGAACCAAGAGUUGGUUAAGUGGUUUGCUUUUUUUUUUCUUUCUGCAAUCCAGGUUCUACUUUAUUUUUUUCUUGACAACGCUGUGUAAAACAAAGACAUAGCUUUUAAAACUGUCUAACUAAUAUGAUGAAUGUCAAUCACUUAAAAAACUCCACUGUAGCAUAAACACAUACUGUAUACAGCUUUUAUUCUGAAUUAGAAUAAUUGAAUCAAUGACAGUGAUUUGCCAGGAUGUCAAAUCUAUCCAUCAUAUCCUGUCACUACCAGUUUAUUUUUUGUGAUCAAAAUCAAAAAGACUACUAUUUUGUCAUCAGCUAUUUCAUUAGUAGUAACAAUCAGGUUUUCUCUUCUAUAUUUUUUAGAUAUGCCUGUUAUAUUUUUUAUUUCUAAAGACACAAAUCCUUUUUAAAUCUUUUCAAAAUAAAGUUUCAGAACUGAACUGUCAGUUUAAUAAAGCAAAAAGACAUCUACUUUCCCGUGCCAAUAUAUUUAAAAUAUUAUCAUUGAUGUCUCAAACACUUUUUCUCUUUUUUGUAUUAUGUGUAACAUUGAAUGGAAGUUCUCAUUAGAUACUUAAUUGUGCCUUUUGAAAGCAUGAAAUAAUUUAAAUACUUAGGAUAAAGUGAUUUUUAACAAAGGUGAAGUUCUACAGAGUACGUCUUUUUAAUGUAAAUAACACAAAACACAGGGUUUUGUGAAAUAUACAGGCACAAGACAUAUAAAUUCCUGCCAACACACUUAAACAGGUCAUUGACUUAACAUACAGGGGAGAAAAUAUCAUGAAAAUCACAGUGGAUUUCUAGUUAAUGUAGUAACUGAAAAUUGUUAAUAGUAGCGCGUGUAUUCCACAUAUGUAUAUGUGUAUAUGUGUCCUAUGCAUUUAUAAGACUUCAGUUUCAAAAACUUCGGUAGGUUAAUAUUAAAGCUGACAAAUAUUUUGAUAAUAA
Molecule: messenger RNA, 3481 nt
Organism: Grus americana (Whooping crane)
Lineage: Eukaryota; Metazoa; Chordata; Aves; Gruiformes; Gruidae
Gene: ELP4
Product: elongator acetyltransferase complex subunit 4
Exons: 10
Coding region: 11-1234 (407 amino acids)
Biological process (GO): tRNA wobble uridine modification
Cellular component (GO): cytoplasm; elongator holoenzyme complex; transcription elongation factor complex
Source: RefSeq, a predicted model, not a curated record